This is a messenger RNA of Solanum tuberosum (potato), 591 nucleotides long. RefSeq lists its product as uncharacterized. Bases 5 to 331 code for a protein of 108 amino acids. Lineage: Eukaryota; Viridiplantae; Streptophyta; Magnoliopsida; Solanales; Solanaceae. The record is from RefSeq and is a predicted model, not a curated record. The transcript is spliced from 2 exons.
AACAAUGGAUGUUAAGCUUGGUUUUUGUGUACUUGUCUCCCUAAUUCUGCUGGUUACUUAUGGAACAGAAGCUAGGGAUAUGGCUGAAGACAAUCGCCAGCAAGCUCCGGAACAGAAUUCUGACUUCGUAUUUAAUUAUAAAGACGGUGUUGAAGACUUCCAUCCACAAAUUCUGUUUAAAUAUAAACAGAACAAACAUAUGCAUUCAUCAUCCCAUCAUUCACCAUGCCUAGCGUUUACUACUGACAUAACACAGUUAGCAAAAGCAAGGUAUUCAUUAAGGAAUGAUGCAAAUGGAAGCAAUUGCUGCUUGUCAUUCGGAUACCUCUGAUUGGAGUCCAUCACAUGUAUCCUUUCGAGUGCUCGGUAUAUUACCUGUCUGUCACUUUUACCCAUCAUAUAGUCUAGUGUGGGUUCCAAAAACCAUUGCCAUUACUCCAAGUGAACCAUAUUACCCCUUUGAAGGACAACAAAUCGGAGUACCUAGCUAGCUCCACCAUGUUCUUAGUUAUUACUUAUGCGUCUAGACGUAUGCAAAAUAAUGUGUUUUAAUUUAGUGGAGAUCUGCUCCGAUGACUAUUUCUAUGUUUA